Dipodomys spectabilis (banner-tailed kangaroo rat) is the source of this 3788-nucleotide messenger RNA. It is a transcript of the gene Fbxo45, whose product is annotated as F-box protein 45. Lineage: Eukaryota; Metazoa; Chordata; Mammalia; Rodentia; Heteromyidae. The coding region runs from base 295 to 1149 and encodes 284 amino acids. The transcript has 3 exons. Gene Ontology annotation, molecular function: protein binding. The record is from RefSeq and is a predicted model, not a curated record. Gene Ontology annotation, cellular component: SCF ubiquitin ligase complex; synapse. Gene Ontology annotation, biological process: proteasome-mediated ubiquitin-dependent protein catabolic process; synapse assembly involved in innervation.
CGGAGCCCGGGGCGCGCCGCGGGGAGGCCCGCCGAAUCGGGCGGUUCCGGCGGCGCCCGCGCUGAGCUGCGGGGGAGGGGAAAGGGACGCUCGUGCAACCGGUGCGUCUGCCCUCAGUGAGGCGGGGCGCGCAGCGGACGCCCCGGGCAGGGGCGGGAGUGGUGGUGGCGCCGGUGCCUGACACUGAAAGGGGCGGUGAGCGAGCUGCUCCGGUCUGGAGGCUCGGCUCGGCCUCCUGCGCCAGGACGGAGGGAAACGGCAGAGGCGGCGGCCCUCGGGCCGGCUGGUGAAGUGAUGGCGGCGCCGGGCCCGGGGGCUGGGGCAGCCUCGGGCGGCGCUGGUUGUAGCGGUGGCGGUGCGGGCGCCGGCGCGGGCUCUGGGUCCGCGGGGGCCGGGGGCCGGCUGCCCAGCCGGGUGCUGGAGCUGGUGUUCUCCUACCUGGAGCUGUCGGAGCUGCGGAGCUGCGCCCUGGUGUGCAAGCACUGGUACCGCUGUCUACACGGCGACGAGAACAGCGAGGUGUGGCGGAGCCUGUGCGCCCGCAGCCUGGCCGAGGAGGCUCUGCGCACGGACAUCCUCUGCAACCUGCCCAGCUACAAGGCCAAGGUGCGUGCUUUCCAACAUGCCUUCAGCACUAAUGACUGCUCCAGGAAUGUCUAUAUCAAGAAGAAUGGCUUUACUUUACAUCGAAACCCCAUUGCUCAGAGCACUGAUGGUGCAAGGACCAAGAUUGGUUUUAGUGAGGGCCGCCAUGCGUGGGAAGUAUGGUGGGAGGGCCCUCUGGGCACUGUGGCAGUAAUUGGAAUUGCUACAAAACGGGCCCCCAUGCAGUGCCAAGGUUAUGUGGCAUUGCUGGGCAGUGAUGACCAGAGCUGGGGCUGGAAUCUAGUGGACAAUAAUCUGCUGCAUAAUGGAGAAGUCAAUGGCAGUUUUCCACAGUGUAAUAAUGCACCAAAAUAUCAGAUAGGAGAAAGAAUCCGAGUCAUCUUGGACAUGGAAGAUAAGACUUUAGCAUUUGAACGUGGAUAUGAGUUCCUGGGGGUGGCCUUCAGAGGACUUCCAAAAGCCUGCUUAUAUCCAGCAGUUUCUGCUGUAUAUGGCAACACAGAAGUGACUUUGGUUUACCUUGGAAAACCUUUGGAUGGAUGACAGUGGCUUUUUUGGGUUGAAAGACAGAGUAGAGGAGACCUACUUGUGGAAAGUAGAAUCAUGAAGUGACAGUCAUGUGUGCAUGUCCAAGAAACAUCCUGAAAACACAUGAAGUUGUAAACUGGAGAAGCAACUCUACAGCAGAGAUUAUCUUAGUGUUUCCUCUUUCCACUGGGCCAGAAUAAUCCUCAGGGUUGCAGUUGGUUGAGUGGGCAGUUAACAUAUGCAUGUUACAACAGAUUUAUCUCUUAAGUUGUCAAUGUGUUCUUUCCAGCGUUAAAGGUGAGAUGUUAGAGGUGCUGUAAAAGGGAUAAGAUAAGGAAAAACAAGAUUUUUAAGUAGUUUGUUUGUGAAGAAAGAUUGAUUCCAUCUUACAACUGCCUGUUCUUUCUCCAGUCUCCAGUCCUUUUUUUUUUCCCCCCCAGCCAGCUUGACUAUUAGAUAAGUAUGAAACUGGUUGGGGUUUAUUUAAUAUUUUUAAUAUAUUGAGAAGCAUGGUCUGCCUGGACUGCACUUCUCUAGCAAUGAGAAAUAAAAUUGUGCAGCUAUUUUAAAAGUUGUAUAUACAAUAUGUGUGUAAAAAAAAAAAGGACAAAGGGUUGCUUUGUUCUAGUUAAAUUUCUUAAACAGACCACUACAUGGUACAAAAUUAGAAUAAUAUUCGGGGAAAAUUGGGUAACCAUAAAAAAGAGGACUUUAAGAGGACAUGUGUUGUGUUGGCUCAUUUUGUGUUAUUUUUGGUUUACAGUUCCUAUAGCUAUUACAGUUGUCUUUAAAAAAACAAAAACAAUAAAAACCCCAACCAGCAUCAUGAUAAUGGUAAAGAUUCCUCACCUCCUGACUUAAAAUUGAGGGAAGGUAAUUCUUCUAAUUAUACCUAUAUAAGUAAAGAUGAUUCUAAAACAUAAUAGUAAUAUGCAUCUUUUGGUACCUGGUUUCAUUUUUUGGCUUUCUGAGAAAGUGUCUCAUUUUACAGGACAAUGCUAUGUGCUCUUGUAGUCCUCAAAUAUGAGAGCUGUUUGCCAUAAACCGUAGGAAAAGAAAUGGUUAAUGGUUCUUUCAUUUUCUAACUUUAUAAUGGUGUAGAUGUUGUCAGAUAAUCUUAAUUUAAUAUUGUUUACAACAAGCAACAGUCUAAGCCUCAAACUCUUCAUUGGGGCUAUCAAGAAAAUGUUUACUCACCCAUAUGAAAUAGCGCCAACCUGAGCUCAGGUUAAGAAUAUUCUUAAUCUCAUUAUAGGUAAUUGCUCCCAUGGGACUUGAAAUACAACACAUUGUGCUGAAAAUUUAGAGUUGGCAAUAUUUUGAAAGUUGUACUGGAGAAGAGAUUAACAUUUCCUAUUUUACCUGAUAAAUCUUAUCUCUUCACUAACUCUUGAAUUAAUAAUCCAACACAUAAGAGCUGAGAUUUUUCUUUUGUUAGAAGAGAAACAUCUUUCUGUGUGAAAGUAUAAAUUGUACGGUUUCAGAUACAUAAGAAUUGAUCAAAGCAAGUGAAAUCUUUGUACUUUUUAGAUUAUUGCUCUAUUUAUAUUUUGCUUUAAAUCUAACAAAAUUAGGGACAGCAAGCAGCUUGCUGGGGUUCUUGGGUUGCUCCUAGAGAGUUAAAAUGAACAAUACUCCGAUGAAGCAGGAGAUUUCAGCCAUAGAACAAAAAUUUGUUGUUGCUACCUGAAAGGUUUACAAGUAUUUAUUAUGUUUCUGGGCCAUUGCUUGAAAAGUGAAAUUUGUUAUUUCCUUUUGAUAGCCCUAUCAAGAAGAAACUUAGUUGUAUAGAGUGAAGUUGUAUGUGAAAUAUAUUUGAGACUGUAGUUGACACAGAAAUUGAUUUUUCAACUCAACUCAAUUUGAUGAGAUGUAAAAUUUGACUAACGAUGAGAACUGGGUCAGGAUGAAAAAUGACUGUUUAGACAAUGAUGAAGUCCUUUAAAUACUUGUUGCAUUUCAGGUUGUGAUACAGCCAAUUUCAAGAGCUUUUGCUGAUAAUUUCGUUUGUAACUUCUGUUUGUCCCAUUAGUAAACAUUUGUAACCUGGUCUUGAAGGUGCUGAUUGGAAAAACAUAUAGCAAACACAUAGGUGUUUCAUAUUGAACCUAGGAUCAGAUAAUUGCCUGACUAUUUAACAAGCCAUUUGGAUCUCAAAGAUUUGAAUUUGCAAGUUUUAUAAAAUAGAAGUUGCUAGUUAGUGUGAAUAUUGGGGGAAAUGAAGAGCCUUCAUUUAUAACCUGAUAAAUGACUGGUUACUAGAGACUAAUAGCAGCUAUCCAGAUUAUUAAAAUGAACUGUUCAAUGUUCAAGGAAAUCCCUUUUUCAUUGGUGCUGAGAGCAUUUAAGUAGAAGACAGUUGCACCUGAAGGUGGUAUGUAACUCACCCUAAAUCAUUGCUUCUCAACCUUGGCUGUGCUUUGGAAUCACUUCAAAAUGUGUUUUUAAAAAUAUUUAUGCUUAGAUCCCAUGCCAUAGUUUCUGAUGUUGGUUUGGGAUAUGACUUGACCAUAAGGAUUUUUUUUUUAACUUUCUGAUGAUGUCAAUAUGACAUUGAGAACAGUUGAUCUAAAAUUCACAUAGGAUUUUCUUAUCUGCAAAACAAAAUUCUUGCUCCCUCCCUUCACUACCUCACAAGGAUAUUGAAGGUAAAA